AGUCGUUCAGUCAGUCUCGGGCUGUCCGGCCAGGGUGGUUGGUGGUAAGGAUUCAGGCUCCGUCCUAAGGAGGCCGUGGCCUGAGGCUCAGGGCCCCCAGCCCCUCCCUCCCUGCCCACCAGCGUCACCCCCCAGCCCCGAGCUGGACCGCACACCUUGGGACACGGUUUUCCACUUCCUCAGGACGAGCCCCAGGCUGGAGGAGAGGUCCGAGGAGGUGGGCGUUGGACUCUUUGCGAGGACCCCGGCGGCGGGCCCGGGGGAGGUGGCCGAGGCGGCAGCGGCCGGGGGCGACAUGGCGGAGGAGCAGGACCUGUCGGAGGUGGAGCUGAGCCCCGUGGGCUCCGAGGAGCCCCGCUGCCUGUCCCCAGGUAGCGCGCCCUCGCUGGGGCCCGACGGCGGCGGCGGCGGAUCGGGCUUGCGAGCCAGCCCGGGGCCUGGCGAGCUGGGCAAGGUCAAGAAGGAGCAGCAGGACGGUGAGGCAGACGAUGACAAGUUCCCGGUGUGCAUCCGUGAGGCCGUCAGCCAGGUGCUCAGCGGCUACGACUGGACGCUGGUGCCCAUGCCCGUGCGCGUCAACGGCGCCAGCAAGAGCAAGCCGCACGUCAAGCGGCCCAUGAACGCCUUCAUGGUGUGGGCGCAGGCGGCGCGCAGGAAGCUGGCCGACCAGUACCCGCACCUGCACAACGCCGAGCUCAGCAAGACGCUGGGCAAGCUCUGGAGGCUGCUGAACGAAAGUGACAAACGCCCCUUCAUUGAGGAGGCCGAGCGGCUCCGGAUGCAGCAUAAGAAGGAUCACCCGGACUACAAGUACCAGCCCAGGCGGAGGAAGAAUGGGAAGGCAGCCCAGGGGGAGGCAGAGUGCCCUGGCGGGGAGGCUGAGCAAGGCGGGGCCGCUGCCAUCCAGGCCCACUACAAGAGUGCCCACCUGGACCACCGGCACCCGGGAGAGGGCUCUCCAAUGUCAGAUGGGAACCCUGAGCACCCCUCAGGCCAGAGCCAUGGCCCACCCACACCUCCAACCACCCCAAAGACAGAGCUGCAGUCGGGCAAGGCAGACCCGAAGCGCGAUGGGCGCUCCAUGGGGGAGGGCGGGAAGCCUCACAUCGACUUCGGCAACGUGGACAUCGGUGAGAUCAGCCACGAGGUAAUGUCCAACAUGGAGACCUUUGAUGUGGCUGAGUUGGACCAGUACCUGCCACCCAACGGGCACCCGGGCCACGUGGGUAGCUACUCAGCAGCUGGCUACGGGCUGGGCAGCGCCCUGGCCGUGGCCAGUGGACACUCUGCCUGGAUCUCUAAGCCGCCAGGUGUGGCUCUGCCCACAGUCUCACCACCCGGUGUGGAUGCCAAAGCCCAGGUGAAGACAGAGACCGCAGGGCCCCAGGGGCCCCCACACUACACUGACCAGCCGUCCACCUCGCAGAUCGCCUACACCUCCCUCAGUCUGCCCCACUAUGGCUCAGCCUUCCCCUCCAUCUCCCGCCCUCAGUUUGACUACUCUGACCAUCAGCCCUCAGGACCCUAUUAUGGCCACUCGGGCCAGGCCUCUGGCCUCUACUCGGCCUUCUCCUACAUGGGGCCCUCACAGCGGCCUCUCUACACGGCCAUCUCUGACCCCAGCCCUUCAGGGCCCCAGUCCCACAGCCCCACACACUGGGAGCAGCCGGUGUAUACGACACUGUCCCGGCCUUAGAGGGGGUCCUGUCACCACCACCCCCUGCCUGGCCCCUCCUGGGUCCCGAGUCCCUUCCCCCAGCCUGUGUGCCCUGUUCCUCACCCAUCUCUGGCCUGGUGGUGGCAGGGGAGGAGGUUGCAGAGGCUGACAGCUGAGGGAAGGCUUUGUCUGGCUCACUGCCCUGAUGACCCACCCACCCCAUCCAGGCUCCAGCAGCAAAGCCCUGAGCUAACAGGCUGGGCAGAGGAGGAGGUUGACUAUUGCCCAUAGACUGAAAGAUGAGGGGCUGCACCUUUCCCCCCCAGGAAUGACCCUCUAUCCCAGGACCUGAGGACCCACUCACCCUCCCUGGGGAGGGGAGAAGUGCCCGGGGUUGAAUGAGCAUUGGAGGCCUUGCUGCUCUUGUGCACUCCUGUUCUCUCUCUCCUGGAGAGUGGGGAUCUGCCAUGCCCAUGCCACCUGUGCCACGGUGCCUAAGAGCCAGGCCACCCAGAGACCUGCACCAGUGCCUGGAGCUGGCUAUCUCUGCCACUGGAGGGCUGAGGACAGCUUUGAACAGCCUCGUGGGGAACAUGGGCUGUGGGGGCACUCCGUAGUUCUCAUCAUUUCAAUGCCCCCUCCCCGCCUGAAUGCAAGAAGGAGUUGGCACAGCAGCCCCCCGAUCCAAUUCCGUGCCAAUAACCUCAUUCUUUGUCUAAUCGAGAAAGCCCCUUGUCCUCCUCCACUGCAACCUCCCGACCUUGAGGCACAUCCCAGGAGGUGAGGCAGGGGCUCCAGGAAAGGAUUCAGAGACAAUUCACAGAGCCUUCCUCCCUGGGCUCCUGGCCAAGCCCUCUCUCUUUAUUAGCCCCGUGGCCCCUGCUCUGUCAGCCGCUGGGCUUCUCAGAGAGUCACAGCUGCUCAGGCCCAAACCCUCGGCUCCAGGAGGAGAGACACAGGGUCAGCACCCAGGCUGCUGGCCACAGGCUGAAGACACUAAAAUCCUGACACAUACAUUCUGCCCUUGCCUUUUGCCCUUUGCCUCCCAGUGGUAUCUGAAUAAAGUACGUAGCUAUAUCUGCCCCACUCUCCUGUUCUGCAGCCCCACAAUCCACAUGUAACUCAUUACUGUCCCCUCUUAUUUAUCUCAGUAGUCCCCUCUCCCCUGUCCUCUCUCCUAGCCACUCCAGCCCCUAUUAACUCUGCAUUAAGCACUCCACAUAAUAAAGGUUCCGGUUACCUGCUUGGGGCCUGACCCGGCCUGUC
This is a messenger RNA of Microcebus murinus (gray mouse lemur), 2923 nucleotides long. RefSeq names its product SRY-box transcription factor 10 (gene SOX10). Gene Ontology annotation, biological process: negative regulation of transcription by RNA polymerase II; peripheral nervous system development; enteric nervous system development. Gene Ontology annotation, molecular function: DNA-binding transcription factor activity, RNA polymerase II-specific; RNA polymerase II cis-regulatory region sequence-specific DNA binding. Lineage: Eukaryota; Metazoa; Chordata; Mammalia; Primates; Cheirogaleidae. Gene Ontology annotation, cellular component: nucleus. The record is from RefSeq and is a predicted model, not a curated record.